AUGAACCAGCGGGAUAUCCCCGAGAAAACGAAGCAAAUUCAACUCAUGGCCCAGAUCUACAGCAAGGCGGCACGGGUUAUAGUCUGGCUCGGUGAAGCAGAAGACAGUGGGGACCAAGCACUCGAGCAGCUCCGUCAGCUUUGCAUCCGAUGA
Messenger RNA from Podospora pseudocomata, 153 nucleotides. RefSeq lists its product as uncharacterized. Bases 1 to 153 code for a protein of 50 amino acids. NCBI's taxonomy places the organism in Eukaryota, Fungi, Ascomycota, Sordariomycetes, Sordariales, Podosporaceae. The transcript has a single exon. The record is from RefSeq and is a predicted model, not a curated record.